AUGGAUGCUACAAGUGAUGAGGUAAGUCCCAAUUUUAAUAGCCGAUUUCAAACUGUCACAGACCUAUGUCUGUUUUAGUCUAGGACACCAGACACUUCCGCCUGGGGAUGAGGUUAUGUCUGUAUAGACGUGUGUGCCAGCACAUUAUAACCAGUGAUGUAGUGGUAAAAAAUAGGUGGGUAAACAGUGAUCGUCGUUCACCGUGAGUAAAUUAACACUCCCUAUACAUUCAAAGCAUUUUUGCGCAUACGUUUUUAAAAGGCUUGUGUAAAAUAUAAAAGGUGGAGUUUACCCUCCACUACUCCACUGAUUAUAACACAAUAACAACAAGGCAACUACUAUGAAUUUUACUAAAUCCCAUGUCAUGCCCAUAUCUCCAUUCAGUAGAUAGUGUAUGCUCUGUCUCACUCACUCAUCUCUCCCACUUAACUCCAUCAGCAGUCAGGAGAGACAGAGGAAGGGGAACCAGACCUGCUGAUCAUCAAGGAAGAGGGAGAAGCAGAUGACCAGGACUCUAGGUCCAGCCACCCAGCCAGAACAGUGGAGGGCAGCAGAGAGCUAACCACCCAACCGGCUGCAGCCACCACAGAGGACCCCGCCUUCCAGCCCAGUGGCCCCAAAGGCAACAACAACAACAUCCACACCGCUAUGGAGGUCAGUGGAUCUGACCUCAUCUUCCUCCAAUCAGAAACAGGGAAUGUGAACCAGGGACCACAGCAGUUUACAGGAUUUGAUCCCAGAGCAGAGAGACAGAGUCUGGACACAAAGUGUGACGUGAACGGGGGCCUCAAUCUUCUAAGAGAUUCUUUAAACCAGGUGUUGAGAGAGGUAGUAGUGACUGAUGAUGGUGCCUCUGCUGCUCACACUAAAGUAAUGGACCUAGGGAGUGGCCCAGUGGGCUCAGAAAUGCAGACUAGCUCUGCCAUAGAAAUGAGAAGUGUAGGGUUAGAAAACCACAGGUUCCAUUCCUCAUCAGAACAUGUGAUAGUGAUUGACUCUGUAUCCAGUGGGCAGCAGGUAGAUAGAGAUUUUGAGUGGGGUCAGGUGGGUACAGCUACUACAUCACAGGUCAAUUGGACUGGAAAUAAGCAGGAAGUGGGAGUGUUUAACAGAAACACACCAAUGAUUCAGCCCCGAAUCGAUGAAAGACAACACGACGCAAUUGGUUUCACCCAGCUUCCGGCCCUCAGAGAUAAAUACAGGCAUGCAUCUUGACACAGGAAAUGCAGGUGAGGCCAACAAAGCUCGUUGGUGCUCGUUGGCAAGCCUCCAUAGACACUCUGAAAUACCAGGAAGAGGAGCUCAACAACUAGCUCAUACCUCACUUCCUGUCGGCCAUUAUAGACCAAGCACCACAAUUUCAUCUCACUUGAGUAAUCUCACCACACACGUUAGACCUGGCACUGUAGAACAACCGUACAGUUGCCCGAACUGCCAUAAGCAGUUUGUCCAUGAGAGCGACUUGCGGCAGCACGCUGUUGUCCACACCAGAAAGCGGGGGUUCGCCUGCACCUUGUGUGAGAAGAGAUUUGUGUGCGCCAGCCAGCUACAAAUGCACCAGAACGUUCACACUGGAGAGAAGCCGUUCAGUUGUGCACAGUGCGGGCGCAGGUUCUCCCACUCCAGCAAUCUGAAAAGACAUCAGAAGCUUCAUCAUUGAGUACUGACACAGAAGCAAGAGAUUCCUAUUGAAAUAAACCGUUAUAGCAAUAUCAUGAGUUCAAACGUAAUUUGUUCUAACGUUGUCAUAUGUUUGCCUUGGUCUCAUACGUUUACAUUUCCAAAAACAUUUGUUACAUUUUAGGAAUUUAGCAGAUGCUCUUAUCCAGAGUGACUUACAGGAGCAAUUAGGCUUAAGUGACUUGCUCAAGGUUACGUCGACAGAUUUUCCACCUAGUCGGCUCUGGGUUUCAAACCAGCGACCUUUAGAUUACUGGCCCAGCGCUCUUAACCGCUAGGCUACCUGCCGCACAACCUCGUCUCGGAGUAUUUCGUAUUAUUCUUUACGUAAAUCCGAGAUACUACAUGUAGUAUAUGUUACGUUUCGUAUUGGUAUGUAUUCAUUUGUGGAUGUCCAUCAUCCAUUUCGUAUGAUAUAUUACGAAUUACAAUUUGUAUGCUAUUUUACGAAUUUGAAAAAUGUACAAUAAGUUACGAAUUUGCUAAACGUAUGACGUUACGAAUUCCAAUUUGUUGUGGCUAACGUUAGCUAGGUGGCUAGGUAGCUAGGCUAGGGGUUAGGGUUAAGGUUAUGAGUUAGGUUAAAGGGUUAUGGUUAGGGGAAGGGUUAGCUAAAAUGCUAAGUAGUUGUAAAGUAGCUAAAAAGUAGUAAGUAGUUGAAAAGUUGCUAAAGUUGUCCAUAAUGAGAUUUACGCCCACCCAUCCACCCCGACCAACCAACCACACUCCUUUCAUUUUUGCCUCAAGUAACCUUCUUUCUUAUGUAACCAAAUGUAACAUAUCAUAUUAAUUUGAGGGUCAUGGAUUUAGUUUACUAUGUUACAUCUAGUCUAUGAGACAAGGCUGGUUUACAAUACAAUGUGGUUCAGAUUUACAUUAUCGGCAUAAACUGUUACGUUUUUUUUAGUUCCUUGGCUCCUUCAAGGCCAACAGCAUCACUCACAUUGACUGUUAAGGUUGAUAAUGGUUGUUUUCUUAUAAUAAUACUGCGUGCCUCACAAAGUUAUAGCAGAUCCUGCAGUUGUACUGUGAGAGUGAAAAACUGUCUGUUCUUUUGUACCAAUUUGACCAAUGGCUAUUGCUGUUUGUUCAUUAAAUUCCAUAAUUCCCUCAAUAAAUAAUAUUUUUCAAAGAAUUUCAUGGUGCUUUUUUUUGUUUUGUAUUUUACCCCCUUUUUAUCCCCAAUUUUGUGAUAUCCAAUUACGAUCCAAUUACGAUUUUGUCUCAUCGCUGCAAAUCCCCAACGGGCUCGGGAGAGGUGAAGGUUGAGUCAUGUGUCCUCCGAAACAUGACCCGCCAAACCGCGCUCCUUAACACCCGCCCGCUUAACCCGGAAGCCAGCCGCACCAAUGUGUCGAAAGAAACACUGUUCAACUGACUGAAGUCAGCCUGCAGGCGCCCGGCCCGCCACAUUCAGUACCGGGUCGGACCCCCUGUAGCCAUGAAGGGAUGCACCUGGUCAGCAACAAUGUUCAGAUACGAUGUGGCAUUCAAACGUUGCUCAAUUGGUAUCAAGGGACCUAUGCCAGGAAAACAUUACACCACCACCACUAGCAUGUACCAUUGACACCAGGCAUGAUGGGGCCAUUGACUCAUGCUGCUUACGCAAAAUCCUGACUGCCAUCAGCAUGACGCAACAGGAACCAGGAUUCGUCAGACCAGGCAAUGUUUUUCCACUCCUCAAUUGUCCAGUGUUGGUGAUCGCAUGCCCAAUGGAGCCGAUUCUUCUUGUUUUUAGCUGAUAGUAGUGGAACCCAGGGUGGUCGUCUGCUGCAAUAGCCCAUCCGUGACAAAGACCGCUGAGUUGUGCGUUCUGAGAUGCCGUUCUGCACACCACUGUUGUACUGCGCUGUUAUUUGCCUGUUUGUGGCCCGUCUGUUAGCUUGCACCAUUCUUGCCAUUCUCCUUCGACCUCUGUCAUCAACAAGCUGUUUUUGCCUACAGGACUGCCGCUGACCGGAUGUUUUUUGUUUUUUGCACCAUUCUCUGUAAAUCCUAGAGACACGGUCGUGCGUGAAAAGCCCAGGAGGCCGGGCAUUUCUGAGAUACUGGAACCGGCACGCCUGGCACUGACAAUCAUACCACGCUCAAAGUCGCUUAGGUCACUCGUUUUGCCCAUUCUAACGUUCAAUCGAACAGUAACUGAAUGCUUCGAUGCCUGUCUGCCUGCUUUAUAUAGCAAGCCAGGGCCACCAGACUAACUGUCUGUAGUUGCAAACCAUUUUCGUGAAGGGGGUGGUGUACCUAAUAAAUUGACAACUGAGUGUAUAUUUUCACAUUGACCCUAAAUAUAUAUUCUCACAUUGACCCUAAAUAUAUAUUCUCACAUUGACCCUAAAUAUAUAUUCUCACAUAGAUCCUAAAUACUGUAUAUUCUCACAUUGCUUCCAAAUGAAAUCAGUCAGUUGGCAGGAAAUUACGUUUCCCUUUCAAAAGUACAGGCAAUUAUUGCAGUCCAAUUUGAGUUUUAUAUGUUUUGAGGACAGAGAAGCUUUAGAUUUGCUGUGUCCAUGAGUUUAGUCAGUAAAUUAACAACUUAAUUCAAGCCGUUGGAUCAAUAAUAUAGCCUAGUCAUAGCUGAGUUAUAAUAGACCUGUAUUUGUUUGAGAGCUUUGUAAGGCUCAUGCCUGUCAACUUAAUUCCUCCCUCCUCUUUUCAGGCCAAAUCUACUAUGGAAGGGGAGAGAGACCUCCAGCCAUGGAAGAAAGAAGAGGAUCUGAGGGAGAUGCCAGGUAAUGCUGAAUGGAUUGCUGUAAUGAAAAAUGACAUACUGAUUGACUACCUCAUUGUUUUAUUUGACUGCAUAUGACCAUCAUGCUUUUGUUGUCUCUUCAGGCACUGACAGUGGCCAGAGAAUACCGGGCCCGGACUCACAGACCUCUCCAGACACAGACCAAGCAGAGCUCACUGAGCAGCUCAGAACCAAACACAUCAUAGUGAAUGUCAACAGGUCAGACACGGAGCCUGAGAGCCUGAGUCAGGUGCUCCAACUCACAGGUCCAGGACCUGUUGCUAAACCUGCGAGAACAACCGAUCUGCCUGUAAACUCCUGUAAGCGAAGAGGCAGUGAUACAGUGACUGAGCGGCCAUCUUGUUCUAGUUAUGCUGCCGAGACAGUCUCAGGAAGCCCCUCGCCUCUCACAAAGGUGAACUCCAUUCCCCCACUUCCUCAGAUGGUGAGGGGUGAACACGAGAAUUCCCAUGGCGGUUCAGAGGUCAAGUCUGAGGUCAUAGUUAUCGACCCCCUUCCUGUUGACGAGGGGGAGGGUGGGGAUGACACACCCUCUUCCUGGAGACAAGGUGACAUCAUGGAACCCAGGCAUCAUCAAGGAGGACAUAGUGAAGCAGAUGCCAUGCUUCUUGGAGGACAUUCGAGUAACACUUAUCAUCAUCAUCCUCACCCAGGUGUCCAGGCAGCAGCGAGACAGAACUCCCCCGAGAAUCUGUUCUACACCAUUGGCAUGGACGGCGCUUUCGACAACCGCCUUGGCACCUUUCAGAACCCCGCAACCACCGCCACUGCUCCAUUCGCCGAGGGAACCGGAGAGCUGCAGUACCCCUCCUGGGUGGAUUUCCCUGGGAGCGCCCCCGACACCCACCUGGGCGACAUGACUGGGACUCAUCAGGACAGAGGAGUGGGGGAGGAGGGGGCGAGGUCCUACAGGUGCACCUUCUGCGGGAGGGAGUACCCUCAUCAGUGCCAGCUCAAGAUGCACCAGAGGGUCCACACAGGGGAGAAACCGUAUGAGUGCGCCCAGUGUGGGAAGCAGUUCAGCCAGCUGUGCGGCCUGAAGCGACACCAGAGAGUACACACAGGGGAGAAACCUUUCAGAUGCGCUCAGUGCGGGAAACAGUUCUCUCAUUCCAGCAACCUGAAAGUGCAUCAGAGCGUCCAUACGGGGGAGAAACGGUUCCACUGCACCCAGUGUGGAAAGAACUUCUCCUUUCUGAGCAAUCUAAUAAGACACCAGGCAGUUCAUGCACGUAAAUUAUAG
Molecule: messenger RNA, 5675 nt
Organism: Coregonus sp. 'balchen'
Lineage: Eukaryota; Metazoa; Chordata; Actinopteri; Salmoniformes; Salmonidae
Source: the annotation of a GenBank genome assembly